UCUAUGCGGCGUAUGGGAUGCUCAUCCGUAGAAGCACCUACUAUGAGGAAUAUCAACUGAAGCCAGCUGACCGGGUCGGUCUCUGGAAAGAUUGAUAGCGAGUUAAUAUGCAGGGUAGAUUGCUCCUUGCAUGCUAAUCUAGCGUUGAGCUUUAUAAGAUAUCUUUUGAUCCAUCUACUCAUUCUUGCUCUUUUGUGAUACUCGGGGAAUUCAUUGUUGUUUGGGGACGGUUGAUAUACUUCGCCGCACGCUAGCAUCAUUCACUUUUCCAUUCGUUCGUUGAUAUCCCAAGGGUUCCCAUUACCUAAUUUUAAACUCCGACCAAACGGCCUCGAUCAUUUCACUGCCGCACAGAAUGGCAAAGUCACCAGAUAGCCAAAUCUUUGACCCUAUCUUUGAUAGAUUUGAAGAAGGGUUCGAUGCUAUCUCAAGUAGGGAUACAGUCGCAACACCAGAUUCUGAAAUUUUUCCUCCUGAAAGUCCUUGGCAACAGUAUACUACGCUUGAUCCAAGAACAAAAUCUUGGCAGUUGGCUGCGUCGUUGUCACUAGAAGAGCAGGUAAAAAGGCUUGCAUUCUAUUCACUGCUUCUUACUGAUAACCAUCUCAGGUUUCUUUACUCGUGGCAGCGGACUUUUGGAGAUCGAAAUCGAUUCCUUCUAGGGGAAUACCGGCAUUCAAGACUUCCGAUGGCCCAAAUGGUAAAUAAUUACGCCCUUAUAAGCAUUCAUAUUCCUCAAUGCGAGGCGUUUGAUCUAGCCCAUUGUUUUAUACACUAGUACUGACUAAAUGUAGGUGCUCGUGGGGCAAUCUUCAAGGCUGGAACAAAGGUUUGUCUGAAGUAUCCCAGCAAGAAGCAGCUUUCUAACAGAUUCAGGCUGCAUUAUUUCCAUGCGGUAUAUCACUUGCAGCAACAUGGAACACUGAUCUUAUCCACAAAGUCGGCCAACAUCUUGCUGAUGAAACCAAAGCUCGAUCGGCCCAGGUUUUAUUGGCACCAACUGUCUGUUUACAUCGCAGUCCAUUAGGUGGAAGGAACUUCGAAUCUUUCUCAGAGGAUCCUUUCCUUACAGGAAAACUCGCUGUCGCUUAUAUCAAGGGGUUGCAGGAGAAAGGUGUUGCUGCAACAAUAAAACGUAAGAAAUAUUCUAUGUUGUGCUGUUGUCACAUGUAUUAGGCUAAUUAUGUACACAGAUUUCGUAGCUAAUGAACAAGAAACAUUUAGAUUGACUAUUGAUUCUAUAGUCCAGGAAAGACCUCUGCGAGAAUUAUACUUGCGUCCUUUCGAAAUGGCCAUUCGAGAAGCUAAUCCUUGGGCCGUAAUGUCCUCGUAUAAUUUGAUCAAUGGAGUACAUGCAGACUGUAACUUCCACACGCUAAAAGAAAUUCUAAGAGGGGAAUGGAACUAUGAUGGGUAACAGUCUUGUAUCCUCUAGAUCAUAUCAGUUUACUGACACAGUCUAGUCUGGUUAUGUCCGAUUGGGGUGGAACCAACUCAAUUGCAGAAUCCAUCGAAGCAGGUUGUGAUCUAGAAAUGCCCGUGUCAACAAAAUGGCGAGGGGAAAAGGUAAUCAAAGCAAUAAAAAACGGGGAACUAAGCCGAGAGGCCGUUGAAAAAGCCGCUGCGAACGUAUUAUAUCUUGUGGAACGGACAAAAGGAUCUGAGAUGACACCUGAAGCCCCCGAAGCUGAAGAUGACAGGGAAGAAACAAGAAAAUUAAUUCGUCGAGCAGGAGUUGAAGGAUUGACCCUGCUGAAGAACGAGAACAAAGUCCUACCAAUUAAAGCCUCCCAAAAGAAAAUCGCAGUCAUAGGACCAAAUGCCAAUCGAGCAAUAGCAGGGGGUGGAGGUAGUGCUAGUUUGAAUCCCUACUACAGCACCAUCCCGCUCGAUAGCAUCAAGGCCAUACCUGGAAAGGAAAUCACAUAUGCGCUAGGCUGCCACACCUACAAAUGGCUUCCUCUAGCAGCAGACUAUUGUACCACAUCUACCGGCGCUCAAGGUGUAACCCUCGAAUUUCACAUUGGCGACAAGUUCGAAGGAGCCCCUCGAAUAAUCCAACACCGCACCAACACAGAUCUCUUCCUGUGGGACUCUGUCCCCGAAGAAGUGAAUCCCAUCUGGUCUGUCCGCGCAAAAACGGUACUAACACCCACCACCACUGGCUUGCAUACCCUCUCAUUCUCAAGUGUAGGUCCCGGACGACUUCUCGUCAACGGCGAUGUAAAAGUCGAUUUGUGGAAUUGGACGGAAUUAGGUGAAGCGAUGUUUUCAGGCAGUAAAGAUAUUCUUUUUGAUAUUCACCUUGAAGCCAAUGUUCCCGUCGAGCUGGUAGCCGAAACAACAAAUGAAAUCCGCCCAUUGGCCAAACAAGCACAACUUAAGCAGAAACACGCCACAGGCGGCUGUCGCAUCGGCUAUAAAGAAGCGGAUACUGAAGACCAUUUGCAGAAAGCUAUUGAUGCAGCAAAAUCCUCAGAUGUGGCGAUUGUCAUCGUGGGUCUCGAUGCAGAGUGGGAAAGUGAGGGGUAUGAUCGUCAAACUAUGGAUUUACCAAGUGAUGGAAGCCAAGAUCGAUUAAUCGAUGCAGUUAUAGAAGCAAACCCAAAUACGAUUGUGGUCAAUCAGUCAGGAAGUCCGGUGACGAUGCCUUGGGCGAAGAAAGUUCCAGCGAUACUUCAGGCGUGGUAUCAAGGUCAGGAAGCGGGAAAUGCAAUGGCUGACGUACUUUUUGGAUUUGCAAAUCCAAGUGGAAAGUUACCUGUAUGUGAUUGUUAUUCAUUCUCUGCCUGUUUCCUUCUCACUUCAACAUCAAUCUCCAUAUCUUAUAACACUGGCCGACCAAUCAACUAACAUCAUUCCCCUUCCAAACAGACAACCUUCCCCGUCCGACUCUCCGAUAACCCGACCUACCACACCUGGCCCGGUGAAAACCUCCGUUCCAUUUACGGUGAAGGUGUUUACAUCGGUUACCGCCACUACGACCAUUUAUCUCUUCCCCCUCUUUUCCCAUUCGGCCACGGCCUUUCAUACACCACUUUUUCUUACUCUUCCCCCACACUAUCCUCCACUAAUUUCUCAACCUCACAAGAAAAAAUAACGCUCAGCCUAAAAAUCACCAACACAGGCUCCAUGCAAGGAAAAGAAAUAGUCCAACUCUACAUCCACGAUGUCAGGAGCAAACUGCCCCGACCAGAAAAAGAACUCAAAGGAUUCGCAAAAGUGGAUCUUGCAGCAGGCGAAUCAAAGAAUGUGGAAAUUAGUAUCGAUAGAUAUGCGCUUGGGUACUGGGAUGAUAGUUACCGAGACGGAAAGGGUUUGUGGGUUGCAGAGGAGGGUGCAUUUGAGGCGUGGGUUGGCGCUAGCGCCGCUGAUAUUAGGUGAGUAGCAAGCUUUGUUUUUUCCACCGGACUUGCUGCAGGGUGGAGCAAGAUGUUCGCGUGUUAAAUUAUAAUUGCUAAUGGUGGUUUGUGUGCGUGUGUAGAUACAAAAUUCCUUUUGAAGUUAAGGAGACUUUUACUUGGGUUUUUUAGGCCCCGGGAGAAUGGGAGAGGGAUGGGAAUAGGAGGCAGAGAAAAGUCUAUAUACCGUAUUAGAACGACGAAGAGAUCAUAGGAACGGGGAGAAGAGAAGGUUUUUGAGAAGUUUCUGAAUAUUAUUCAUUCCAUUUAGUGCGCACAGGAGAUUCGAUCUCCAUGUCUUCUCUUUGUUUUUGUUGCUUUUCUUUCCUGUCCAGUUCAGUCCUAUCCAGUUCAACUGAUUACUGGCACUAUGAUAGAUUGAUAUCUUCAUUGAUCUCAACUUUCUUGCACUUACUUUGAAUAUCCUCUCUCUGCAUUCAUUCAUUUAUUCAUCGUGU
Messenger RNA from Sclerotinia trifoliorum, 3859 nucleotides. NCBI's taxonomy places the organism in Eukaryota, Fungi, Ascomycota, Leotiomycetes, Helotiales, Sclerotiniaceae. The record is from the annotation of a GenBank genome assembly.